UCGAUAAGGGAGUCCACUAGUGAAGUUAGCAGUAAUGAAUAUUAAAUAUAAAAUACAUUCGUUGCAGUAAACAAGUGUCAUUAUAAUAAUCGUCUGCUCUUUGACACCAUUUUGACGUAACAGUAUACAACUAUCAUUUAUUUUAAUACCCACAUUCAUAACUAAUUGGGUUAAAUAGUGCAGUUGUUUUGAUCAAAAGUGGCUUAUCAUAGGAAAAUAAAAACUUAAUAAAUGUUUCCACUAGUGUUUUGUGUUAAGUUUUAGUGAUUUCAUAUAUCGAAGAGUACGUAAUUUAUCAAUUUAGUAUUUGGGUUAUUGCUGCAUGUGAAAGAACAUGACGGAAAGUGAAAAAUUUAAUUUACGAAGACGCAAGCAAGAUGUAAUAACACAAAAUGGGAUCACGAAGCAAGAUGAGGAAAAAAAGGGCCUUCCUGAAUUUAUGCAUCGAGAUUCGCCUCUAACGGUACUUAUAGAAGGCUCACUUCAUAUAAGAGCUAUAUACCAUAUAUUUGUGGUGAUUCUCGUGGUGCUGCUCUGCGACACCGUGAUAUACGACUUCGUUGAACGUGGAAAGAUAAAUAUCGGAGCAACGUCAGUGAUAUAUGGCUUUGGUGAUAUACGUCGAGGCGCUAAAAUCUGGUUGUUGGAGCUUGCGAUCGCACUCGCGUUCUAUCCCGGGCUAAGAUUAUACGCUGGAACUAGAAAAUUCUUAGUCAAAUUUCCAGCUGCACUGAAAAUAUGGUCAAUCAUGGGUAUGCUUGGAGUCGCCGUCCUAGAGGUGAUGGUGAUAGCAAUACCCACUUGGGAUCUGGGGAAGAAGCAUCUUGCCCUUGCCUCCUCUGUUGCUGUCACUUGCGAAAUGUUUAGAUUUGCGAUGAAAAUUCACGCGGCCGCCGUCGCCUGCGCCCCGCGAUGUCAAGACGAUCUUGUAAAACUUCCCACGUUCAAGCAUUAUGUAUACUUUCUAUUUGCACCUACAUUGGUAUACAGAGAUGAAUAUCCAAGAACGAAGAAAAUAAGGUGGGGCGUUGUAUUAUUUCAUUUUCUGGAAGUAACGGCAAUAAUAUUUUACAACAGUUUUCUUUGGGAAAGAUUUAUUCUACCCUACUGGUCAGAUUACGGGAAAGAACCCAAACUACUCCACGCUUGGCACAACGCUUUUGCUGAGAUGCUAACAUUUGGCGACCGACUCUUUUACGAAGAAUGGUGGACAACGUCUCAGUUCUCACGCUACUACCGCGCCUGGAACCGUGUGGUACACUCGUGGUUGCGCGACCACAUUUACAAGCCGCUGUCACCGCGGGCUGGACGAGUACUUUCCAUACUAACAGUUUUUGCUGUAUCAGCUGUGGCACAUGAAGUGAUUCUGUCUUUGUCCUUUGGAUUCUUCUAUCCGGUGCUUAUGAUGGAGUUCGGAGGGUUUGGCUUAAUAAUGUUGCCACUCACAGCAUCAACUGGACGUCGCUUUCCCAGUUUCCUUAACCUGCUGAUGUGGCUCUCUUUCUUCUUAGGCAAUGGUCUUUUAUGGAGUCUUUACCCGAUGGAGUUUUUCGCACGGAAAAAUUGCCCGCAAUCAGAAAAUGACAGCUAUUUUAUACCGAAGUCUUGGUCUUGUCCGGAAAUAGUGCUAAAACCAAAUUGGAGUUUUCAAAACCCAUUUAACAUAAUUUUCUAGUUGCAAAUAGUUCAAGAAAUAACCCUAUAAUGAUACAAAAGUAUGAACUACAAAAAAAGUCGUCACAAAAUAAUGACAUAUAAUAAAAAUUUAAACCUAAAAAUAUUGAA
Papilio polytes (common Mormon) is the source of this 1785-nucleotide messenger RNA. RefSeq names its product sterol O-acyltransferase 2. Bases 335 to 1675 code for a protein of 446 amino acids. Gene Ontology annotation, cellular component: endoplasmic reticulum membrane. Lineage: Eukaryota; Metazoa; Arthropoda; Insecta; Lepidoptera; Papilionidae. The record is from RefSeq and is a predicted model, not a curated record. Gene Ontology annotation, biological process: cholesterol metabolic process. The transcript is spliced from 10 exons.